AUGGCCCAAAGUAAUAAACAAGCACUUAACGUUAAGGAUGCGCUUUCAUACCUUGAUCUCGUUAAAAUGCAAUUCUCAGAACAGCCUGAGGUCUAUAAUCGUUUUCUCGACAUCAUGAAAGACUUCAAAAGCCAGGCUAUUGACACACCUGGAGUUAUAGAGCGAGUCUCUACCCUAUUCAAGGGACACCCAGCGCUAAUUCAGGGUUUCAAUACCUUUUUACCACCUGGGUAUCAUAUCGAAUGUUCACACGACCCUGAUUCGAUCCGUGUUACUACGCCAAACGGGACAACAACAACACCAAUAGGGCCUAUGGAGACACAUCACGGACAGUUAUCAAAUAUCACUGGUACUGCAUAUUAUCCAAAUUCUGUAUAUCCACAUCCGCCUCCACCCUCGUUGAUGCCAGCUUUAACACAUCCUCAAAAUUCUUCGUCGCAAAUGCAAGUCCCAUAUCAUAUGAGUUCAUCGGUGGCUCAGCAAGCUAUUGCGCAGGCAGUACAGUCAGUGGGCGUCGGCGUUGCAGGCAGCACUUCACCUCAGCAACAGGGAAAGAAAGCACCCGUCGAGUUUAAUCAUGCAAUUAAUUAUGUAAACAAAAUAAAAAAUCGUUUUUCGACUGAGCCGGAUACAUAUAAACAGUUUUUGGAGAUUUUACAAACUUAUCAGAAGGAACAAAAACCAAUUCAGGAGGUUUACUCGCAAGUUCAGGUACUUUUUAAGAGUGCGCCUGAUCUUUUGGACGAAUUUAAACAAUUCCUUCCAGAUACUUCUGGUAGCGUUGCUCCCGGUGGACCGUAUCCUCCACAAACUCAUGGUACACCGAAACAAUCUCACUUAUUACCUGCAAUUUCUGCACUUACAAAUAGUAGUUCUGGUCCAAGAUUACCUCCAGUCGGUAAUUUUCAACCACAAUCAUCCUCAUCUGUGCCAGUGAUUAAUGAUUCAUAUAAAAAGAAUUCAUCAGGACUUGGAUCAACUGGUUUAUUAUCCGCGGCCGGUGCAAAUGCUGUAGGUUCAUCGGGCGUCAACAAGAAAAAGAGGAAUGUUCUCCCAAAUUCAGAACGGAGUCCAAAUCACAUCUCUAAUAAGCAGUCUAAGAAGUCAAAACUUUCCCACAAAGUAUCUGGCGAACAAGCUCACUCGAGCUCGUCAUCAAUGGGUUUAAAAGCUGAUUCAAUUAAAACUUUAGAACCUCAGCCGCUCGCAUCCACCGAAGAAUUGGAAUUUUUUGAAAAGGUCAAGAGGCAUAUUUCGAGUAAACAAAGCUAUAAUGAAUUCCUCAAACUGCUGAAUCUUUAUAGUCAGCAGAUUUUGGACGGCAAGGAUUUGCUCAAAUUAAUAGCACCGUUUUUAGGUGGAUCUAAUUCCGAGUUAUACGCAUGGCUAAAACAAUUCCUAAAGCUUAAUGAAAGAGAUGAAAUAGUGCAGAAUAAAGCAAAUUCUAGGCCACGUGUCGACCUAGAAGGAUGUAUUUCACACGGACCUAGUUAUCGAAAGUUACCCGAUUCGGAGGCUAGCUUGUCAUGUUCUGGCAGAGACGAAUUAUGCUAUGAAGUACUUAACGAUAAAUGGGUAUCUCACCCUACGUGGGCUAGUGAAGAUGCAGGGUUCGUUUCACAUAAGAAAAAUCAAUUCGAAGAGGCAUUACACAAAUGUGAAGAGGAGAGAUACGAAUACGAUAUGUUCAUCGAAGCGGUUUUACACACAAUUCACUUAUUAGAACCGAUCGAGAAGAAGAUUAAUACUAAAUUGACACCAGAGGAAAGGAGUAAAUUUAAACUCGAGCCCGGCUUAGGUGGAAAAUCGAUGAUAUACCAGCGCGUCAUAAAGAAACUCUAUGAUAUCGAAAAGGGACUUGAAGUAAUCGAUGCCUUGCAUAAUAACCCGGGUACUGCUGUUUCGGUUGUGCUAAAAAGGCUCAGGCAGAAAGAUGAAGAGUGGAAGCGGGCAAGAAGAGAAUGGAAUAAGAUAUGGCGCGAAAUUGACGCCAAAAAUUAUUACAAAUCCCUUGACCAUCAAGGAAUUACAUUCAAAAAUGACGAUAAAAAAGCUUUAACUCCCAAACAUUUAGUUGCAGAAAUCGAAAAUCUUCGUCGUGAACCAACAGACGACGGAGAACCGGCUGAAUAUCAAUUCAAAUUCUUCUUUAAAGAUUUGGACGUAUUUAAGGAUGUUGCUCGGAUUCUCUUCGGGUACAUGGAUCGCUCGGGUGCCGUAGCUCCAAGCGAUCGAGAAAAGAUAGAAAAGUUUUUUAAAACGUUUGUUCCUAGCUUCUUCGAACUCCCUGUAUCAAUUUUUGAAGGCUUAAAUCAUGAUGAGUCUGCAAUGUCGGUAGAUCACGAGGAAACAACGACCAACAUGUCGAUCGAUAAUACUGAGGGUGAACCGUUAUCCACAGAACCGAUAAGUGGAAUGUGGAUUCAGGUAUCUAAGGAAUCUCGUGAAAACAUAAGAGCUGUGGUUGCCAAUGCGGGAAACGAUAAGCAAGAACGGAGAUCUACUUGCUAUUUCUUUGGAAACAAUUCUUUUUAUUGCUUCUUCAGAUUCUUACAGAUGUUGUUUAGUCGCCUCGAAUCAAUGAAAGAGGCUGCCUCGGAAAUUUCUUCUUCAACAUCUCUGAUAAGAAAGCAAAAUGUUGUGGCAACUGACUUGGGCCUCUUGCCUGAUCGCAUUGACAUCGACGUUGAUAUCGAUCUUACUCGAGGAGAUCCAUACUCAGUGAUGCUUGAACUAAUCGAGAAGCAAUUUGAUGGAGACCUGGAAUUGCCAAUGUUUGAGGAAUGCCUCCGUUACAUUUAUGGAACAAAGGCAUAUAUAAUGUUUACCGUGGAUAAACUCGUGCAAAACAUGACUAAACAGAUGCAAUUAUUAGUUUCGGACGCAAAAUCCAAUUCUCUGAUCAAUCUAUUUGAAAACAAUAAAAAACAACACGAUCAAUCAAGCGUUCGUUCCAACAUAAUGUAUCAAUUACAUGCAAAUAAUACGAUUGGCUAUGACGAGCCAACUUAUCGAAUGGAUUAUGAUAAAGAAGAACAAGCAAUGACAAUAUUGCUAUCUGGUCGAGAUUGCACAUUAGGAAGUGCUGUCACCUCCGAGGAAAAAUGGGCGUAUUACAUGUACAGCUACAUGUCAUUGAACCCUACAGAAGGAGUGUCAUCUAGAACGGAAAAACCAUUCCUCAAAAGAAAUCUGCCUUCCGUCGAUGUUUCAGAACAGAUUAUGUCUAAUGUUGUCACUCGUAAUGGCUUGGAAAUUAAAAUUUGCAUCAAUUCAUAUCACGUGUUUUUUGUAAACAACACGGAGGAUAGUUUUAGAAGAAUACACUCUGCCAUACCUGCGACGAAACUAAAGGAAGAUACUGAACAACGAAAGGAAAUUUGGAGACGUUGGUUGAACUCACGUCCUGGAGAUGAAAUGGAAAUUUGA
Acaulospora morrowiae is the source of this 3429-nucleotide messenger RNA. Lineage: Eukaryota; Fungi; Glomeromycota; Glomeromycetes; Diversisporales; Acaulosporaceae. The record is from the annotation of a GenBank genome assembly.